Trematomus bernacchii (emerald rockcod) is the source of this 1472-nucleotide messenger RNA. Its product is annotated as U3 small nucleolar RNA-associated protein 18 homolog. Gene Ontology annotation, cellular component: Pwp2p-containing subcomplex of 90S preribosome; small-subunit processome. Gene Ontology annotation, molecular function: protein binding. The record is from RefSeq and is a predicted model, not a curated record. Lineage: Eukaryota; Metazoa; Chordata; Actinopteri; Perciformes; Nototheniidae. Gene Ontology annotation, biological process: rRNA processing.
CCCUCCUCUCCGCAACGGCACCUCCUCCUCCCCCUCCGUCCCCCGCUCUUUCGUGGAUGACUUUGAGUCCAAGUAUUCGUUUCAUCCUCUGGACGACUUCCCUCCUCCGGAAGAGUACCGACACUUCGCCAAGAUCUACCCCAGCAAGGCCAACAGAGUGAUGAGAGGAGCACCUCCACUGCCGCCUGUCGGGAGCAGUUCUUCUCAUCAUGGAGGAAGUGAUGCCGGAGCCCCUCCCCUUGAUGUCGGAGCCCCUCCCCCUGAUGCCGGAGCCCCUCCCCUUGAUGUCAGAGCCCCUCCCCCUGAUGCCGGACCCCCUCCCCCUGACGCAGAAGCCCGGCCCCCUGAAGAGGAAGCAGCCCCGCCCCCCGAAGAGGAAGCAGCCCCCCCCCCCGCUGGCCCCUGACCCCGAGGAGGAGGGUCAGCGCCGGGUCAGGAACCAGAACCUUGUGGCGGUUCUGGGAGAGGAGGACGAGUCCGUGAGGCUGCUGGAGGACCUGCUGUUCGGGGGGGAGGAGCAGCUGCUGGACCAUCUCCUGCAGGUGGACAAGCAGCAGACGAGCGUCUCAUUGGACGACGGAGACGAUGAGUCCGCAGACUCGGAGGAGGAAGGGCGAGCGAACAAAAGAGAGGCGGUUUGGAUCGAUGAAGACGAUGAGAGGGAGGAGCAGGUGGACAUGAAGCAUCGAUUCCGCAGAGAUCUGAUCAGAGGAGAAGCUGAGGAGACGCUGAGCAGCAGCAAGCUCCAGCUGAGGAUGAGAGAACAGUUCCAGAAGUCGAUGGGAGGAGCUCCUUCGUGGGCGGAAAACUCUGUGAAGAAGAAGAAGAAGAAGAAGAAGAAGAACGCUGAUGAUGAUGAUGAUGAUGAUGAUGAGGAGGAUGAUGAUGAGGACGAUGAGCUGAUGAGGAGGACGGGGGACUUCCUGGGGUCUUCAGAGCGUCUGCCCGGCAGCAUCCUGAGGAUGAAGAAGUGUCUCCAUGCCAACGCGGCUCGGCCCUCUCCAGACGCUCUGACCUCCGUGCAGUUCCACCCCAACGCUCAGGUCGUCAUGACCGCCGGCCUCGACCAAUCACUGAGCCUGUUCCAGGUGGACGGGAAGUCCAACCCUCAGAUCCAGAGCAUCCGUCUGGAGAAGUUUCCGGUCCACCGGGCGGCGUUCAGUCGGGACGGAGAGAUGGUGAUCGCCACCAGUCUGAGGAACAAGAUGUUCUACCUGUACGACAUGAUGGAGGGGAAAGUGACACCUGUCACCUCCGUCAGAGGUCUGAACGAGGCGAGGGUGAAGGAGUUCUCCGUGUGUCCUGAAGGAGGCGCUCUGCUGCUGAGCGGGACCAGAGGCUACCUGCACCUGCUCACUCUGAAGACCAGGGAGGUGGUGAGCAGCAUGAAGAUCAACGGGGAGGUCGUCGGGGUCGCCUUCUCUCCCGACGGCAGCAAGGUGUUCGCCAACUCAGGUGAGAUGUGCAACCAU